UGAAUUGCUGAAAUAAAUCACCGCCCAAUUAUGUCGAUUGAAACAUUUGACUCCGACACUCUGUUCAUGUUUCCGUGUUUGGCUUUUCUGCAUGCAUGUUACACUACCUAGUACUUUUCUAUACAUGUCUGAAACCAAUCUCAAUUUUUCAACUCAGAACCCACCCACCACUUUCCUCACUCUUAUUACCCCACUCACCCAACAAAAUCUCCGCCACCGCCAUGUUCACCGGAGCACUUCUCCGGCACGGUUCACCACUCCUCACCACUCUCUUUUUCCUCUCCCUCAUCACCCUCUCUCACUCAAACGACCUUCAAUCUCUCCUCAUCUUCAAAUCCUCCAUCCAAUCUUCCAAUCCAAACAUCUUCACUUCAUGGAACCUCUCAAAUUCACCCUGCAACUUCACCGGAAUCACCUGCAACUCCAAAGGCUCCGUCACAGAAAUCAACCUUCCAAUGAAAAAUCUCACCGGCACUAUUCCAUUUGAUUCAAUCUGCAAACUCCAAUCUCUCGAGAAAAUCUCAUUAGAAUCCAACUUUCUCAGCGGAACCAUAACCGAAGAUUUGAAGAAUUGCGUAAACUUGAAGUACUUAGACUUAGGUGGAAACUCAUUCACCGGAACAGUACCUGAGUUUUCAUCUUUGAACAAGUUAGAGUACUUGAAUCUAAAUCUAAGUGGAGUUUCUGGUAAAUUUCCAUGGAAAUCAUUGGAAAAUCUUACAACUCUCACUUUCUUAAGCCUUGGUGAUAACUUAUUUGAAAAAGCUCCUUUUCCUAUGGAGAUUCUAAGCCUUGAGAAUUUGUAUUGGCUUUAUCUAACCAAUAUCAGCAUCUUUGGUAGAAUCCCAAUUGGUAUCGGAAAUCUUACACAGCUUCAGCAUUUCGAGAUUUCUGAUAACAAUUUAUCUGGUGAGAUUCCUCAUGAUAUUGGAAAGCUUAAGAAUCUAAGGCAACUUGAGAUAUACGACAACCGUUUGAGCGGAAGAAUCCCGGUUGGAUUCGGUAAUCUUACCAAUCUUGUUCAGUUCGAUGCUUCGAAUAAUAGUCUAGAAGGUGAUCUUUCUGAGAUAAAGUCGUUGGAGAAUCUUCAAUCCUUGCAGCUUUUUCAGAACAGAUUCUCAGGAGAGAUUCCACAAGAGCUUGGUGAUUUUAAGUAUCUUACUGAACUUUCUCUCUAUGAUAACAAACUCACUGGUUUUCUUCCGCAGAAGCUCGGUUCGUGGGCUGGAAUGGAUUUCGUAGAUGUUUCUGACAAUUUACUAUCGGGUCCUAUUCCACCUGAUAUGUGCAAGAACAAUCGAAUUACUGAUAUAGCACUUUUGGAUAACAGUUUCACAGGAAGUAUACCAGAAAACUACGCGAAUUGCACGGCUUUGGUUCGGUUUAGAGUAACAAAGAACUCUCUUUCAGGUGCUGUUCCGAAAGGUAUAUGGGGUUUGCCAAAUUUGGAACUUUUUGAUCUUGGAAGGAACCAUUUUGAAGGUUCUAUAGGUUCUGAUAUAGGAAAAGCUAAAUCUCUAGCUCAGCUUUUUUUGUCUGAUAAUCAAUUCUCAGGUGAGUUGCCUUUGGAAAUCUCUGAGGCUUCUUCGUUGUUUUCGAUUCAGUUAAGUUCGAAUCGAGUUUCUGGUCACAUACCGGAAACUAUAGGCAAGUUGAAGAAACUAACUAGUCUUAGUUUGAAUAACAACAAUCUUUCUGGUAUUCUACCAGAUUCUAUUGGCUCUUGUGUUUCUCUAACCGAAGUAAACCUCGCUGAAAAUUCGAUUUCUGGUGUGAUUCCGGUUAGCAUAGGUUCUUUGCCUACGCUUAAUUCGUUGAAUUUGUCGUCAAACGAGUUUUCUGGUGAGAUUCCGUCGAGUUUAUCGUCUCUUAAACUUAGUCUUCUUGAUUUAUCAGACAAUCGGUUUUUCGGUUCCAUACCAGACUCACUUGCUAUUUCGGCUUUCAAGGAUGGUUUCAUGGGAAAUCCUGGUUUGUGCAGUCAGAUUUUGAAGAAUUUUAAGCCAUGUUCAGUGGAAUCUGUCGGCUCGAGGCAAGCGCGAAACCUCGUGUUCUUUUUCAUUGCUGGUUUAAUGGUUCUGAUUCUUUCGUUAUCGUAUUUCCUCUUCAUGAGACUUAAACAGAAGACUAAGUUUGAGAAGCAAGUGCUUAAGACUAAUUCUUGGAAUUUCAAGCAGUACCAUGUGUUGAACAUCAAUGAGAAUGAGAUUAUUGAAGGAAUCAAAGCUGAGAAUGUGAUUGGAAAAGGAGGGUCAGGGAAUGUUUACAAGGUUGAGCUAAGAAGCGGCGAAGUUUUCGCUGUCAAACACAUAUGGACUUCGAAUCCAAGAAGUGAUUAUAGGAGUAGUUCAGCAAUGCUAAAAAGGAAUUCCUGUUCGCCCGAGUAUGACGCCGAGGUUGCAACUUUGAGUUCUGUAAGGCAUGUGAAUGUGGUGAAGCUAUAUUGUAGCAUCACGAGUGAAGAUAGUAGUUUGCUUGUUUACGAGUUUUUACCGAAUGGGAGUUUGUGGGAUAGGUUGCAUACUUGUAAGAAGACUCAGAUGGGGUGGGAGGUUCGGUACGAUAUUGCAUUGGGUUCGGCUAGAGGUUUGGAGUAUUUGCAUCAUGGUUGUGAUAGACCUGUUAUGCAUAGGGAUGUUAAGUCGAGUAACAUAUUGCUCGACGAGGAAUGGAAGCCGAGGAUUGCUGAUUUUGGAUUAGCGAAGAUUGUGCACGGAGGAGCUGGUAAUUGGACUCAUGUCAUUGCUGGAACACUCGGCUACAUGGCUCCUGAAUAUGCCUACACUUGUAAGGUGACGGAGAAGAGUGAUGUUUACAGCUUUGGCGUAGUACUAAUGGAGUUAGUAACAGGGAAGAAGCCUGUGGAGCCGGAGUUCGGAGAGAAUAAGGAUAUCGUCAGUUGGGUAUGCAGCAAUAUUAGGAGUAAAGAAAGUAUACUUGAAUUGGUGGAUUCUACGAUCGCAAAGCAUUUCAAAGAAGGUGCUAUUAAGGUGUUGAGAAUCGCGACAUUGUGCACGGCGAAAGUUCCAUCUUCAAGACCGUCGAUGAGAAUGUUGGUUCAAAUGCUGGAAGACGCCGAUCCGUCUUCGUCAAAAGUUGUAGUCACCAUAGAUAGUUAAAGAUUUUACAACAAAAAAAAAACUCUAUCAACUGCACUGCGCACACAUUUUUCCUAUAUGAUAAACUUAGCAAUGCAUAAAGUGAGACAGUGAAAGGGUGAUGAUAAAUAGUAAAUACUAGUAAAUGUAUUAUGUAUAAGGUGCAAGAGGAGUAAAAUUUAGGAGGUCACUAAUCGAGUAAUCGUAGAAAGCGCAUUAGUUUUUCAGAUAUGAAGAUAUGAUACUCUGAUGAUCAUAUACCAACACCAGUGCACCGGAUAUUAUUAGAAUCCGCAACUAAGUCUGAAGUAUGUUUAGACGAGACUGAUAGUAUGAUAUUUUUGUUGCAUGAUAGAGACAUUAGUCCUAAAAAUAUAGUAGUUUUAUUUGGUAUAUAUAAUACAUUAUCUUGUGCAAUUUUAUCACUAACAAACAUUGUAUCAACAUGUUUGGUUCUAAGGAGAUUGUUACCAUAGGUUUCAUCACCUUGCAAGUCAUCAUCAAUGACUUUUUUUUGUGCCAAAUUCCUACAAGUCUUUCAAUACAAUUAAUUAUAAUGUCAAAUGGAUGAAGAAAAAUUCAGUAUCAUACCAAACCAAAGAAUAACAAAUGAAGUGGUUGACUCAUAAAUAGCUAAUACGACUUGUCACAUGUGAAUAAAUGAACAUUGUCCCUAAAUUUCUAAAGGAACCAUCAUCUUUGUGAGCUGUCCAAUAAGAGUGUCUAAAACUAAAGAUAAGAUAAAUAAAUAAGAAAGAAAAUCAAUAGAGGAGUUGGAGAAU
Vicia villosa (hairy vetch) is the source of this 3880-nucleotide messenger RNA. RefSeq names its product receptor-like protein kinase 7. The record is from RefSeq and is a predicted model, not a curated record. The transcript is spliced from 2 exons. Gene Ontology annotation, biological process: protein phosphorylation. Bases 96 to 3119 code for a protein of 1007 amino acids. Lineage: Eukaryota; Viridiplantae; Streptophyta; Magnoliopsida; Fabales; Fabaceae. Gene Ontology annotation, molecular function: protein binding; ATP binding; protein kinase activity.